AUGGACCACCAAAGCUACCUCACUCGGCGUCGGGAAGGCACUUCAGCAAUCCAAUGCGGUGGGGAAUGGGUGUGCGAUCAGAGACAUGAUCGAUCCCACCUCGGAUCAAUGUUCAAAGGCCUGGUCACCCGACGCUCAGGUUUUCCUUUGCUCUGCGAGAUUGAUGAAGCGCCUCAACAAAUCAAUCGGCGCUGCUGCUAG
Colletotrichum costaricense is the source of this 201-nucleotide messenger RNA. RefSeq lists its product as uncharacterized. The record is from RefSeq and is a predicted model, not a curated record. NCBI's taxonomy places the organism in Eukaryota, Fungi, Ascomycota, Sordariomycetes, Glomerellales, Glomerellaceae. The coding region runs from base 1 to 201 and encodes 66 amino acids. The transcript is spliced from 2 exons.